Messenger RNA from Nymphaea colorata (pocket water lily), 1506 nucleotides. RefSeq names its product probable hydroxyacylglutathione hydrolase 2, chloroplastic. The transcript has 8 exons. Lineage: Eukaryota; Viridiplantae; Streptophyta; Magnoliopsida; Nymphaeales; Nymphaeaceae. The record is from RefSeq and is a predicted model, not a curated record. The coding region runs from base 447 to 1232 and encodes 261 amino acids. Gene Ontology annotation, molecular function: hydroxyacylglutathione hydrolase activity.
GAUUCAAACCCCCUACAUCGCCCACCAGAACCAGUGGUAGUCCCCGACUGCUCAAAGCCGAACAUUCGGGUCGACAAAUGGAUAACUUGCGCCUGUUGGCGAGUUCGGUGGAGUUCGAAAGUGACGCUUAAUCUCCGCUCCGCCUGCGUCCCCGCCAUUUUCACAAGAACAAGACAUUCUUACUUAAUCUCAUUUUUAGUUGUAUUCAAUCGCUCGCCAUCUCAGUGACACUGGAGGGUCCUCUGCCAUGUUCUCGAGGACUCCGGCCUUCCUUUCCUUCCCUUCUUCAACGAUUGUCAUUUGUUUAGGCUGUGAGAAGUCUUUUCCUGUGCCGAGAUGUGGGGCGAUCUCUUUUUUCUGGCAAUUUUGGACAUGUCUAUGGGAGACACAUCAAAACCUUGCGUGGAAACAGCCGUUCUUACAGGGCUGUACAAUUUUUCUGCAGCAUGCCUACUGUGGACCCUAUGCUGCAAAUCGAGCUGAUACCAUGCCUCAAAGAUAAUUAUGCAUAUUUGCUUCGUGAUACAAAGACAGACACCAUUGGAGUUGUGGAUCCAUCUGAAUCUGUCCCUGUGGUAGAUGUGCUGAAUAGGAAAAGGAAGAAAUUGAAUUACAUCCUGAAUACUCAUCAUCAUUAUGAUCAUACUGGUGGGAAUAUGGAGUUAAAAGCCAAGUAUGGUGCAAUGGUGAUUGGCUCACGAAUAGACAAGGAUCGUAUCCCUGGAAUAGAUAUUGCACUAAGUGAUGGUGAGACGUGGAUGUUUGCAGGGCAUAAGGCUCUGGUCAUAGAGACCCCUGGUCAUACACGAGGUCAUAUCUGUUUUUAUUUUCCGGGAUCCAAAGCAAUAUUUUCGGGAGACACUCUCUUCAGCUUAUCUUGCGGAAAACUUUUUGAAGGAAAUGCAGCACAGAUGCUCUCAUCUCUAGCCAAACUCGUGGCAUUCCCAGAUGAUACAAGAAUAUUCUGCGGUCAUGAGUAUACAUUGAGCAAUGCAAAAUUUGCACUCUCAGUAGAGCCCAAGAAUGAAGCUCUUCAAGCCUAUGCUGCCGAGGUCUCUCAACUCCGUAACAAAGGCAUUCCGACGAUACCAACAACCUUGGGGACAGAGAAGGCAUGCAACCCAUUCCUGCGAACAGAUAGUCCUGAAAUUCGACAAAUUUUGAACAUUCCAAGCUCUGCAACUGAUGCUGAAGCUUUAAGUGUCAUUCGCAAGGCAAAAGACAAUUGGUGACAAGCAUGGAAAUCGAAGUUCCAUCAUUAUAAUGCUACAGGAAAACGGCACAUGCCCAUGAUUCAUCCUUGGAAACUUGAAGGGAGCAUUGUGAGAUUGUAAUGUGUGCUCAAAGAAUACCCUUUUGCUUCUGUCUAGUUUUAUAUUUAAGGGCAUAAAGGGUUGCCUGGUUAAAAUUUUAAAAAUGGUCGUCAGACCAUAAAUCAUUGUUAAAGCCACCAUAAAUCAUGGUUACAUCAUCGUUACAUCAUAAACUAUGACCAAUGUUUAAUUA